GGGAGCCUGGUCCAGGAGACUGUGUCGGACCCGAUGCGCCGGCCCGGGUUGGACUGGGCGGAAGCGGGGAGCACUGUGGGGCCGGCGCCUUUUCCUCUGCCCCGCCCCCUGGGACCACCUCCCCUCCCCCCUGCUGUCCGGUGGCCGCGCUGUGGCCGCCGGUGGCCGUUAGGCUACCUGAGGCCGUUCCUUCUGGUCUCUCUCUCCUGGGCCGCGGAGAGGCCGUCUCCCUGCCGUUACAGCAGGCCCCAUCCCAGCGCCCAGCGGUUCUUGGGAAAAGGCUGGUUGCGAUUCCGGGGCUUUCCCGCCAGAGCAGGGUCUUCUCUAGGGAGAGCUGUUUUCACCGGGAAGCUUGGCUUUCUGUGGUACCGGCUUCAUCUCCCGCCUUCCUUGAGACCCCAGUGAUAUUUCUCGACUACUUCUGCGUCUCACGUAAACAUUUCUCCAACUCUCUUACUCUGUGGUAUCUCCCUGAGAUGUGAUAUCGCUAGUGCCACCACCAGAAAGAAACGUCUGGACCCUCCUGCUCAGGUUAUGAAAAUCCCCUUAACUGCCACAAUUUGCUUACCUGGCUCAUCGCCUCCUGGACUUUGUAUCUUUGCUAAAGUCAGUGAUGUGAAAAGACUUGAAAUGGAUGAUAUUGCUGAUAGGAUGAGGAUGGAUGCUGGAGAAGUGACUUUAGUGAACCACAACUCCUUAUUCAAAACCCACCUCCUGCCACAAACAGGUUUUCCAGAGGACCAGCUUUCGCUUUCUGACCAGCAGAUUUUAUCUUCCAGGCAAGGACAUUUGGACCGAUCUUUUACAUGUUCCACAAGAAGUGCAGCUUAUAAUCCAAGCUAUUAUUCAGAUAAUCCUUCCUCAGACAGUUUUCUUGGCUCAGGCGACUUAAGAACCUUUGGCCAGAGUGCAAAUGGCCAAUGGAGAAAUUCUACUCCAUCAUCAAGCUCAUCUUUACAAAAAUCAAGAAAUAGCCGAAGUCUUUACCUCGAAACCCGAAAGACCUCAAGUGGAUUAUCAAACAUUUUUGCGGGAAAGUCAAACCAUCACUGCCAUGUAUCUGCAUAUGAAAAAUCUUUCCCUAUUAAACCUGUUCCAAGUCCAUCUUGGAGUGGUUCAUGUCGUCGAAGCCUUUUGAGCCCCAAGAAAACUCAGAGGCGACAUGUUAGUACAGCAGAAGAGACAGUUCAAGAAGAAGAAAGAGAGAUUUACAGACAGCUGCUACAGAUGGUCACAGGGAAACAGUUUUCUAUAGCCAAACCCACCACACAUUUUCCUUUACACCUGUCUCGAUGUCUUAGUUCCAGUAAAAAUACUUUGAAAGACUCACUAUUUAAAAAUGGAAACUCUUGUGCAUCUCAGAUCAUUGGCUCUGAUACUUCAUCAUCUGGAUCUGCCAGCAUUUUAACUAACCAGGAACAGCUGUCCCACAGUGUAUAUUCCCUCUCUUCUUAUACCCCAGAUGUUGUUGCAUUUGGAUCCAAAGAUUCUGAUACUCUUCAUCAACCCCAUCAUCACCACUCUGUUCCACAUCAGCCAGAUAACUUAGCAGCUUCAAAUACACAAUCUGAAGGAUCAGACUCUGUGAUUUUACUGAAAGUGAAAGAUUCCCAGACUCCAACUCCCAGUUCUACUUUCUUCCAGGCAGAGCUGUGGAUCAAAGAAUUAACUAGUGUUUAUGAUUCUCGAGCACGAGAAAGAUUGCGCCAGAUUGAAGAACAGAAAGCGUUGGCCUUACAGCUUCAAAACCAGAGAUUGCAGAAGCAGGAACAUUCAGUACAUGAUUCAAUAGAACUGCAUCUUCGUGUACCUCUUGAAAAGGAGAUUCCUGUUACUGUUGCCCAAGAAACACAAAAAAAAGGUCAUAAAUUAACUGAUAGUGAAGAUGAAUUUCCUGAAAUUACAGAGGAAAUGGAGAAAGAAAUAAAGAAUGUAUUUCGUAAUGGGAAUCAGGAUGAAGUUCUCAGUGAAGCAUUUCGCCUGACCAUUACACGCAAAGAUAUUCAAACUCUAAACCAUCUGAAUUGGCUCAAUGAUGAGAUCAUCAAUUUCUACAUGAAUAUGCUGAUGGAGCGAAGUAAAGAGAAGGGCUUGCCAAGUGUGCAUGCAUUUAAUACGUUUUUCUUCACUAAAUUAAAAACGGCUGGUUAUCAGGCAGUGAAACGUUGGACAAAGAAAGUAGAUGUAUUUUCUGUUGACAUUCUUUUGGUGCCCAUUCACCUGGGAGUGCACUGGUGUCUAGCUGUUGUGGACUUUAGAAAGAAGAAUAUUACCUAUUACGACUCUAUGGGUGGGAUAAACAAUGAAGCCUGCAGAAUCCUCUUGCAAUACCUAAAGCAAGAAAGCAUUGACAAGAAAAGGAAAGAGUUUGACACCAAUGGCUGGCAGCUCUUCAGCAAGAAAAGCCAGGAAAUUCCACAGCAGAUGAAUGGAAGUGACUGUGGGAUGUUUGCCUGCAAAUAUGCUGACUGUAUUACCAAAGACAGACCAAUCAACUUCACACAGCAACACAUGCCAUACUUCCGGAAGCGGAUGGUCUGGGAGAUCCUCCACCGAAAACUCUUGUGAAGACUGCCUCAGUUAGCAGACCUUGACCAUGUGGGGGACCAGCUCUUUGUUGUCUACAGCCAGAGACGUUGGAAACAGCUGCUCCCAGCCCUCUGUUCUUGUAACACCCUUGAUCCUGGACCAGGCCCUGGCAAGAUGCAUUCACAAGCACAUCUGCCUUUCCUUUUGUAUCUCAGAUACUAUUUUUGCAAAGAAACUUUGGUGCUGUGAAAGGGGUGAGGGACAUCCCUAAUCUGAAGAGAGAGACUGCUUUUCACUUCUUCAGUUCUGCCAUCUUGUUUUCAAAGGGCUCCAGCCUCACUCAGUCCCUAAUUAUGGGACUGAGAAAAGCUUGGAAAGAAUCUUGGUUUCAUAUAAAUUCUUGUUGUUAGGCCUUACUAAGAAGUAGGAAAGGGCAUGGGCAAAAGGUAGGGAUAAAAACCACCAGCAUAUACAUGGACAUACACACACACACACACACACACAAUUUUCACGAUGUAUAGUCAGGAAUGUGACUGUAAACUGGAUUUUGGGGCACAGGCAUAAGUCCCCUCCUCCAGGACCUUUCCUAUUUAUAUGUCCCUAUACAAAAUCCACCUGCUUUUAUACGUAGCUGUUUUAUCAUCUGUAGCUUCAUCCUAUCCGGAGGCACAGCACAUGAGCCCUGGACAGGUCCCAAAGUUCCAAGCAGUCCUUUCCUUAAAAGCAGGGGUUUGCAUGUGCUACCAACACAUGAUAUGGGGAGACCCACCCAGGGAGCGGUUUCAGUGGCGCAACAAAGCACCACUUUUACUGUUGCCUGCUUCUGACCAAGAAGAAGAAGGACCUUAGUAUUUAGCAUAAAAUUCCAGCGUUGGAUGAAUACAGGUCUAGUUUGGUCUGUGGCUAGUUUAAAUAUGUUUCUAACCACAGAGAAUUUCAUAUGUAUACAUAUAUAUAUACAUAUAUAUGUAUAUAUAUGUAUAAAAUUUCACAGGGAUAUGCUUUUUUUUUCUUUUUUAAAGACUGAAUGUGUUCACCAUUUAGCCUGUAGAUUUAUUUCCAUUUUCCAAAUUCCAGCACACAGAGAUCCCAGCCCCUAUGAGUAGGGUGUUUGUGGACUACCUAAUGGAAUAUUUUGAGGCCUGGAUGAACUUUGCCAUAUGGGUAGAGGUUACAGAGGGGGGAUGAUAUUUUCAGCUAAAAAAGAAACGGGUGGAGUGUGGACUGAUCAACUUGAGAUUUUAAAACUGCUAUUCCUUUUCUUUCUAGCAUCUCUCCCCACCCUCUGAGAGCUCCUCAGGCUUAGAUAGUGAAGUGAUCCAAUGCCAGUGUCAUUUUGUACUUAAGUUCCAAAGUAGGAACAUUUUAUACUUUUUUCUGUAUUGUAAUAGGUAGUUUUGUAUGAAAUCUUUUCUCUCCCCUUGUACCACAUUCUUUCCAGCAUUGUGCUUUUUCCCUGGGCUUAUUUGAAAAUUUUACUGUUUUAUACAAGCUUGUUUAGUACAUUUUUCUAUGUUUUACCACAAGUUACAAUUUGAAAAGAAAACUAUUUUUUUUAAAUAUUCCAUUGUUAACUGAAUGUUACUGUUUCCACUCCAGCAACUACAUGUCCUACCUUCAACUGCCUGCCUUUUGGGGAAAGACCACCUUUUGUGUGCUUGUUUUCUCUCUCUCUCUUUCUUUCCCUUUCUGUUUCUGUCUCUCUUUCUUUUUCUUUCUUUUUCUUUGUUUUUGAGUUUUCUGUAGGAAAUAAAUAGCUUUCUGUAUAUGAGUUGCUGGGGACCUUCACAUUCUCUUUUAGGAAGCUGUGGCAUGCAGGCUCAUUGCAGGACUCCUGGAAUAUUGUCUAGUUCUUGGUAUUUACUGUAUGUAAGCAACAACUUGAAAGGUGGCAGUAUGAUAUAGAUUUGGACUAUAAAUCAAAAGACCUUUUUCAGGUUCUUUCACUAUUGUCUGGGGGACUCAGAACAAGAUUGUUCUCUGUAUUUAUUGUUUGUCCAUUUAGAUAACAUCUGUCUUACCUUCCUCACAGACUUUGUACAGACCAAAGCAACAAAUAUUUAUUGCCAUGUAUAGCAGAAAAUGAAACAUGCAACAAAAGCACUUUGAAAAAUAUAUAAGGAAUUGUUGAGCCUGUCUGAAUUUGGGCCCCCUUUCUGACUAAUGCAGUUUUGCACAAGGUAGAAGUUAGUGACCCUGAGACCAUCUUACCACCCUGGACCUGGUCCAAAUACAGACUUACACAGUGGACCAUUCUUUCCUGAGCUAGCCAACAAGAUCAGGAGUAGUAUCUGGAAACUCCCCUUUGUUUAGGGGUAGGCUUUGAUGACCAGGAAAAAAAUAUAUAUUUCUGCAUUUUAUGGCCCAAAGGCAUGUUAUUAAUAUCUUACGUAAUUUGCUUUAAACUAAGUAAGACUUUUUUCUCCUGUCUUCCCCUUUCUCCUGUGUUCAGUGCUCAUAUUCACCUGCCUUCCCUAAAAAAGGAAUAUUUAAGGGAUGAUAAGCACUAGAUGCCAGCUAUAGAGAUCUCAACAGAAACCAUAGUCCCAAGACUCACUCUGAGACCCUGAACAGAGAAUACCAGAUAGACCUUUCUUAUCCAUUUGAGAAACACAUGGUCUGAGGCACAGAGGCUAGUUACAUCCCAUUUGUCACCUGGGACCCACCAUUGCUCCCAGGAGUCCUAUUUAGGGUUGAAUGUAAGAGUACUUUUCCCUCAUCCAGCCUGGGGAAUUCGUGUCAACUGACUCCUCUAUAUGAGAUGCUUCAUACUUUUAUGUGGAAUUAAUUUCGGUAUUCUUUAGCCACUGUAAUCGUGCUGGCAUCUUCUACCCACUGCCCCCAGCAAUGUUAGCACCAAGAUCCUGAGGUAGAAACACAGAUAACCUAGAAAAGCACUUCCACCAACCCCAUCCCAUAGCCUGUCCAUUACUGCCUGGUUUUACAUGGCCCUUAAACAGCUCUAGUGGGUAAAGGGGAAAGAAUUCCCUUAAGAGCCCCAAUGUUUUUAUUGUUGCAGCUUCUGUUCCUGUGCCAUCCUUCCGGCUUUUAAAUAUGUCUUGCCGGAGUAAGAGAGAGGACUGACACCUGAGGUUUCUUUUUGUUUGGUCCACCUGGAUGGACCAACGUGAGGUGGAAUAUGAUGCUUUCACCCUGGGAGUUCACAUACCUAAGAGAGUCGGAAAAAGAGGUGUUAGGUUAGUAGGCCCUAUUGUUAAACAGGCCAUGUGCUAAACUCCUGGGAAGGGUACCUUAUUUCCCUGCCCAGGAGCAAUGCAUCCACAGCUUGGAAUUCCAAAAAUAUGGGAAGGGACAAGGCUCAUCCCAGCAUCCUUUAUUACAGUCUAGGGCCUUGUUUUACCUGUACUGACUCCUAACAUCUGUCUACUAAAAACACAUUACUAUUCCCAGCUUUGAAGGUGGAGAAGGAAACAUGGGACAGAGGGUUAUGUGGGUCACCUGUUAAAAUAAAGGAUACUUACACAUACUUCCUUUGUGGGAGAGAAAAGAGUGGCUAGGAGGCUUUGAGCUGGAGAGGGACCUUGAGGAAAUGUUAUUGCGGGCUGUCUCUUUGGCCUGUCAGGGAGAUGGUAGGGAUAAUUCCAAUUGUGUGAAUGGUUGGACCAGGUGUCUGGGGGCCUUAUCAAACUCUUAAGAUUCUGGAAUGGUAUUAAGCGCCACAAUGCUGCUGGGAAAAGGAAGUCAAGGCAGAGAUUCAAAGUUAAAUUUUUAAGGCCACUGGCUUAACACUGGCUUGGUUUUAGAGUUAAGGCGACAAGACCUUAGCUGCAGACUUUUCUCCAUUCCAAUCUAAGGAGUAGCCAUCAAUUCCUUACUUCUGGAGAUUGCCUUAUCCUUUACAGAACACAAGUGCUAGGAAAGGAAAAAGUGUGGGAGAGUGGCACAUAAGAAGUCCAGAGUUCAGUCCACUGGAGACCCCUCAUUCCAUUUACUUUGAUUCUUUUCACAAAUACCUACUGAGUAAUCAUAUGCAAAUCCCAUCUCUUUGAUACCUUCCCUGAUCACAUGAUCUUAAAAUCUCUCAUCUGGACAUCUGCAGCCCUUACAAUCAGAAAAUAUAAGUCCACAUUGUAUUUGUAUUGUAAUUCACCUUUUGCAUCAUGAAUGGACUGAGACAUGUAGCCAUCAAGGGCAGGUAAAUGAUUUAGUGCUUUUCUUUCGAACCAGGAGUAAAAGCUGUUUCUUUCUGGCCUGCCAGUGAUGAGGUAGAGGUAAUUAUUCAACGUUUAUUUAGAAAGACAACAUCGUGGGCCAGGCACAGUGGCUCACACCUGUAAUCCCAGCACAUUGGGAGGCUGAGGUGGGAGGAUCACCUGAGCCCAAGAGUUCGAGAUCAACCUGGGCAACACAAAAAAAAUUAAAAAUAUAAUAUAUAUUGUGGAGGGUGGAGGAAGGAGGACUGCUCAUGGCAGCCUGCAACCUCCUUUGUGGUCCCAAAUUGUUCAUCUCUGGCCUCAAACCUAAUGUCUCACUCUGCCCUUAACAAAAACAAUUUCCUCAGCAUUUAGCGUGCUCUUUGGGGUGGGUGGGGGUUCUCAGUCUCUAUCCCAGGGUCCUCGUGGAAGUAUUUUCUCUAACUACACAGCUUUCCGUUAAAUACAGUUUCCUCCAUCUUUUUUAUUUCCGGUGAUAUUGUGCAUCCCUCAUAGAUUGAGACUCUGAGUCUCUUACUUCUAGGAAGCCCCUUAGGCUAGGUAUUUUACAAGCAUGUGUUUAAGCACUGGGCUUAGGCACCCUGAAGGGUAGAGUGAAAAGAUGGUUUGACUAUGGAAAUAAAAGGCACCUUGUCCUCAGGGUUUUAUAGCCUGCUGACCUUGUUCUGAGGAUCUUAGAGUCUGUAUUAGAGUCUGUAGACCUUAUAGUUAACUAAUUUAGGAGGCUAAGCAAACACCAAGCAAUACACCUUAUCAAGAAGGCAGACUCAUAGGCAUGUAGUUCCAUACAAAGCUAGAAAUAGAGGAUGAAGGGGCAAAGGUGGAGAUUAGUCAGGGAUAAUGUUGCCUUUAUCUGACUGUCUAUAUGAUUCUUCCUAAUUUUUAAAAAGUUGACUUAUUUAAAAUAAACUGUGGAUCUUGCUUUCUUGCUUUGACUGGAAA
This is a messenger RNA of Rhinopithecus roxellana (golden snub-nosed monkey), 7646 nucleotides long. It is a transcript of the gene SENP1, whose product is annotated as SUMO specific peptidase 1. Lineage: Eukaryota; Metazoa; Chordata; Mammalia; Primates; Cercopithecidae. The record is from RefSeq and is a predicted model, not a curated record. Gene Ontology annotation, cellular component: nucleus. The transcript has 18 exons. Gene Ontology annotation, biological process: protein desumoylation. Bases 535 to 2568 code for a protein of 677 amino acids. Gene Ontology annotation, molecular function: deSUMOylase activity.